Messenger RNA from Perognathus longimembris pacificus (Pacific pocket mouse), 4317 nucleotides. RefSeq names its product frizzled class receptor 1 (gene Fzd1). Gene Ontology annotation, cellular component: plasma membrane. The transcript is spliced from 2 exons. Gene Ontology annotation, molecular function: Wnt-protein binding; Wnt receptor activity. NCBI's taxonomy places the organism in Eukaryota, Metazoa, Chordata, Mammalia, Rodentia, Heteromyidae. Gene Ontology annotation, biological process: canonical Wnt signaling pathway; non-canonical Wnt signaling pathway. The record is from RefSeq and is a predicted model, not a curated record. Bases 555 to 2504 code for a protein of 649 amino acids.
GUGCGGCGAUUGGGCGACGGUCCCUGAGCCUCCAGUUUCGUGUCGGUUUCAAGGCUCCUCCCUCCUGGUGAAAGACAGACUGCGGGGCGCCUGGAAACCGGUCGGAGGGCGCGCGAGGGAGAGGAGAGCGAGCGAGUUGAGGGAUUGACACAAAUGGUCAGGCGGCGGCGGCGGAGGAGGAGGCGGUGGAGCCGGGGGGAGCCGAGGCCGCUGGGCUGCGGGGAGUUGCGCGCUCUGCCGGGUCGUGACCACUAGCGCGGCGCCGCCAGUCAGGAGCCUGCGAGGAGAGGGCCGGGAAGGCGGGACGCGACCCCCGGCGCGCCGGAGCCACCCGGGCUCUCCCCGCCGCCGGCGCUACAUGAACCGCAAGUUUCCGCGGCGGCGGCGGCGGCUGCGGGACGCAGAGCAGAAGCCGGGGGAGCGGGUCCAGAGUGGCUGGGCUUCCACGGACGGUCCCAGCGGGGAUCCGAUCUCCCCGGACGCGGGAGGUGCGGUCGCCGCUCGCACCACGACCAGCCCCAACCGAGCGGCCCCAAGAAAGGAGCCGAGAAAGUAUGGCUGAGGAGGAGGCGUCUAAGAAGUCCCGGGCCGCCGGUGGCGGCGCAAGCUGGGAACUUUGUGCCGGGGCGCUCCCAGCCGGGCCGACCCUGAAGGGGAGCGGGGACGCCGAGAGCCACCGCCGCCGCCCAGCUGAUCCCGGGCGCUUGGCGCGCCGGCUGCUGCUGCUGUUUUGGCUUCUGGAGGCUCCGCUGCUGCUGGGGGUCCGAGCGCAGGCUGCAGGCCAGGGGCCCGGGCCGGGGCAGCAACCCCCGCCUCCGCCGCCGCCUCCGCCGCCGCAGCAGCAACAGAGCGGGCAACAGUACAACGGCGAGCGGGGUAUCUCCAUCCCGGACCACGGCUACUGUCAGCCCAUCUCCAUCCCGCUGUGCACGGACAUCGCCUACAACCAGACCAUCAUGCCCAACCUGCUGGGCCACACGAAUCAGGAGGACGCAGGUCUCGAAGUGCACCAGUUCUACCCGCUGGUGAAGGUGCAGUGUUCGGCCGAGCUCAAGUUCUUCCUGUGUUCCAUGUACGCUCCGGUGUGCACCGUGCUGGAGCAGGCGCUGCCGCCCUGCCGCUCCCUGUGCGAGCGCGCGCGCCAGGGCUGCGAGGCGCUCAUGAACAAGUUCGGGUUCCAGUGGCCCGACACUCUCAAGUGCGAGAAGUUCCCCGUGCACGGCGCGGGAGAGCUGUGCGUGGGUCAGAACACCUCAGAUAAAGGGACUCCGACGCCGUCGCUACUGCCGGAGUUCUGGACCAGCAACCCCCAGUACGGCGGCGGCGGAAGUCACCGCGGCGGCUACCCGGGGGGCGCCGGCUCGGCGGAGCGCGGCAGGUUCUCCUGCCCGCGCGCCCUCAAGGUGCCCUCCUACCUCAACUACCACUUUCUUGGGGAGAAGGACUGCGGAGCACCCUGCGAGCCCACCAAGGUGUACGGGCUCAUGUACUUCGGGCCCGAGGAACUGCGCUUCUCGCGCACCUGGAUCGGCAUCUGGUCGGUGCUGUGCUGCGCCUCCACUCUCUUCACGGUGCUCACUUAUCUCGUGGACAUGCGGCGCUUCAGCUACCCGGAACGGCCCAUCAUCUUCCUGUCUGGCUGCUACACGGCCGUGGCCGUGGCCUACAUCGCGGGCUUCCUCCUGGAGGACCGCGUGGUGUGCAACGACAAGUUCGCCGAGGAUGGGGCGCGCACGGUGGCGCAGGGCACCAAGAAGGAGGGCUGCACCAUCCUCUUCAUGAUGCUCUACUUCUUCAGCAUGGCCAGCUCCAUCUGGUGGGUGAUCCUGUCCCUCACCUGGUUCCUGGCGGCCGGCAUGAAGUGGGGCCACGAGGCGAUCGAGGCCAAUUCGCAGUAUUUUCAUCUGGCUGCCUGGGCAGUGCCAGCCAUCAAGACGAUCACCAUCCUGGCGUUGGGCCAGGUGGACGGCGACGUGCUGAGCGGAGUGUGCUUUGUGGGGCUCAACAACGUGGACGCGCUGCGUGGCUUCGUGCUGGCGCCCCUCUUCGUGUACCUGUUCAUUGGUACCUCGUUCCUGCUGGCCGGCUUCGUGUCACUCUUCCGCAUCCGCACCAUCAUGAAGCACGAUGGCACCAAGACGGAGAAGCUGGAGAAACUCAUGGUGCGCAUCGGCGUCUUCAGUGUGCUCUACACCGUGCCGGCCACCAUCGUCAUUGCCUGCUACUUUUAUGAGCAGGCCUUCCGGGACCAGUGGGAACGCAGCUGGGUGGCCCAGAGCUGCAAGAGCUAUGCCAUCCCCUGCCCUCACCUCCAGGGAGGUGGAGGUGCCCCGCCACAUCCCCCUAUGAGCCCCGACUUCACAGUCUUCAUGAUCAAGUACCUUAUGACUCUGAUCGUGGGCAUCACGUCGGGUUUCUGGAUCUGGUCGGGAAAGACACUUAACUCUUGGAGGAAGUUCUACACCAGGCUCACCAACAGCAAACAAGGGGAGACCACGGUCUGAAACCCGGGACUUGGCCCCAUCCCCCAAAAGCCGGCCCAUAGGAAAUCUCUGCCUAGCCAGCUGCUAGAGCGUUUCUCACUAGGCACUCACUUUCGCAGGCCCUUUCCAGCAGCCAACUCCUGCAAAAACUUCCAUCCCUAGAGCAAACAGACAUGAGGGCUCCACUGCCAGAGGGGUAUGGACUGACCUCUCUUACUGGUACCAGGACUGUACGCUUUUAUGAUUGUAAAUAGCCUGUGUAAGAUUUUUGUAAGUAUAUUUGUAUUUAAGGACAACCGGUCACGUGUUUUUGUUUUUUGUUUGUUUCCUUUUUAAAGUUUUAAUGUUGGGGGGCGGUUUAACCAUUGGAAGCUUUUCUCCUUUGCCUUUUUUGGAGGACUGCAGAGGAAGUAAAGUGGAGCGCACCUUUGCAUGCCCCUCGCUGCAGUAGGUGAAUGGCCUGCUGGGGGACCCCCCUCCUAUGCGGAGUUCAGCACUGCAGGGGUGCAAACUGGCUCCCCCAGGUCACUCCCCAUCUCCUACCCCUCCCUUCCCUUCCUUAAGGGAACUUUAGGUACCGAGCUCCACAGUGCAUCCUGAUCCAAAGGUGGAUGGGUCCUUGCCCAUUCUAGUUCCUCCCUGGUUCCAAGACUUGUCCCUUGGACUUCCUGAAGCUGCGUUUUGGGGAACCUUCCACCAAACUAGUUAUCGCUGGCAUUGCCCUGCCUCCCUGCCUCCCUUCACACUAGUGUCUAAGGCCUAGGUCCUCCCUCCUUCCACUUAAGUUCGUUAGAGGAUGAGUCGAAUAACCAUUGCCAAACUUUUAAAGGUUUUUUUUUUUUUGGCUGAAUGAGCUCAUUUCACUCCCCAGUGUCUCAAACUUGCAUGGGUUUGGCCAGCGUCAUGGAAAGAUGUGGUUACAGAGAUUUCGGAAGAGCAUGAAGCUUUGUGUGGGUUGGGAGAGUGAAGAAGGGGGUAUAAAAUGGCAGUUCUGUUGGUACAUGGAUGUCUGGCAACCUGCCUUUAAGAGAAGCAGCUGCGUUUAGAUUUUUCCCUUCUGUAAAAUGGAAAGCUUUGUGAAAGAGUGCAACUUUGCUUUUCCUAAUAGGACAGCAGAACCUAUAUAGAAUAGGAAGACUUGGAGAUUUCAGUGUAAUGAAUUUCCUCAACACGAAGUGCUAUUUUCUUAUUGUAAUCAAAUGUUAAUUAGACAUAUAUAAGAAAAUUUUAAAUGUAAAAGUUGUACACUCUCAACAUAUUCCGAUUAUUACUCAGCAACACAUUGUGAAGGAGGACCCAUCCUCACCACCCAUUAUAACCUGGUUAAAUGUCAGGAGGGGAAAAGGAGUGAAAGGAGGUGGGAUCAUUGAUGGGGUCAGGUCCUGAAAGAAACAAAUAGGGGCCUGCAUGCUAAAGAGAAAUGUAUGCAGGUCUAUUGUUCAAUCUUGUGUGCUCCUUUUGCGAUCUACAGGAAUGUGUCAAAUGUAAAUCUUUUAAAGCCAUUUCAGAAUAUUAUUUUAGUUCUCUGUGAAGAAGAGGAGAAAAGCAGUCCUUCUGAUUGUAUAGUUUUAAACUUUAAGAGUUUAUUCAAAUGCCGGUCGGUACAUAGGACCUAAAUUUAUUAUGUCUGUCAUGCUCUAAAAUGACAUUGGUCUUUGAAUUUGGUAUGCAUUUAUUCUGUUCACUAUCACAAAAUCAUCUAUAUUUAUAGAGGAAUAGAAGUUUAUAUAUAAAUAUAUAUAAUACCAUAUUUUUAAUUUCGCAAAUAAAAAAAUCAAAGUUUUGUACAAAAUUAUAUUGUUUUGUGCUUGACAAUAAUAGCGCUUGAACUGUC